AUGUCUACUCGGGACCCUCUAGCCGUGAAGGAAUGCCACAACCCUUUACUGCCAGAGAAUACUGUGAGGAGUCUUGAAAACGCAUCACCUAAGCUACCCCGAGAAGUGAGUGACAUGUUUGUGGGGGAAGCCUUCCAGGGGUAUAUCAACGUAGCUGUGGACAGCCCCAAAGUCAACACUCUGUAUGAUGUUACUUUGAAGUCUCUCGCUGUUCCCUCGAUACAUAUACUGCAGGUUCAGAUAAGAUAUGCGUUAUCACCUGGUGGGGAGGCGCUGUAUUUCAAACGGAGCUAUAAGUUCCCUGUUGUGGCCCCUCUUGCUGUUCAUCACGAAGCGGUGCAGUUGGAUAAUCGAAUCUUAUGCAAUAUUAGUGUGACGAGUUCGCAUCCGUCGGCUCACAUUGCGAUCUUCGGUGUGGGAGUGGAACCGAUCCGGGGCUUCCUCAGUGAGCCUGUUGGUGACACUAGUGAGUGGGGAGCUAUCACCAAGGAGCUCUUACGAUAG
Messenger RNA from Perkinsus marinus ATCC 50983, 504 nucleotides. RefSeq lists its product as hypothetical. The transcript has 6 exons. The record is from RefSeq and is a predicted model, not a curated record. NCBI's taxonomy places the organism in Eukaryota, Perkinsozoa, Perkinsida, Perkinsidae. The coding region runs from base 1 to 504 and encodes 167 amino acids.